Molecule: messenger RNA, 1305 nt
Organism: Sporothrix schenckii 1099-18
Lineage: Eukaryota; Fungi; Ascomycota; Sordariomycetes; Ophiostomatales; Ophiostomataceae
Exons: 1
Coding region: 1-1305 (434 amino acids)
Source: RefSeq, a predicted model, not a curated record
AUGCCGGCCUUCUCCACUGUGCCGCCGGCACUCUCCAGUCAAGCAGUGCCCGUCUCAUCAGUCUCACCCGCUUCGUCACUCCCAACAGCCGCACCAACAUCCGCACCAACAUCAUCCUUCCUCGAAUCCCUGUCACAACCCUCGCUGUCACCAUCCUCGCAAAUAUCCGCCUCUUCAUUCCCCCCACAGCCCCUCCACCACGUCGUCGUCGCCCUCCGCGGCAACGUCACCACCCAUCCGACGCCGAGCUCGUCCACCACGCCGACGCUCAUCUCUUCCGACUCCAAGGCCCACGCGGGUGCCUCGUCCAACAAAUGGCUGCCUGGUGUCAUCGUGGCCGCUGUCGUCGCCGUCGUUGCUGCUGCGGCCUUGGCCACGUGGCUGACGUUCCGCCGCCGCCGCCGCCAGCGCUACGAGCAGGCCCGGCAGCACGACCCUCAGCUCACCCCGGACCAGUUCCGCCGCCGCAGCCACAUGAGCGAGGCCGCCCUGAUGGCUGAGGCCGAGCGCGAGCGCCGCCACAUGAUCCGCAAGUCGCUUCUGAGCCGGAGUUCGGCGAGCCUGAGCUACCUGGGGGCGGCGGGCGAAGUCGCGGGCGAAGUCGCCGGGGACCAGGGCGCGCAGGACGACAUGGAGGACGGCUACCGCGGCGUGCCCCUCUACCAGCGUCAGCCCGUGCCGAGGCCGCCGUUGCAGCCACAGACGCAGACACAGCCCCAGACGCAGCCGUCUGCCGGCCAGUGGGACCUCGCCCACCACGACAAUCUGACCCCACUGGACACGCUGGCACCCCUGGCCACCGCAUCCCUCAUCCCGGCGCCGCUCAACGUGUCGCCGCCUGUCUCCGCCGCCGCCGCUCCGCCGGCCCGCCGCGACGACGACACGGAAUGGACCGCCGCCCUGCGCCGCUACCACCCGCACCUCACGCUCGACAACGUCGUCGAAGAGUCGGAGAGCGCGUUGGACCAACCGUUGGACCAGCCGUUGGCGGGUGAUGUUGGCGUGGACAGCGACCGCCCGGCCAGCCCGCCCGUCCCGCCGCGCUCGUGGCUGCGGCCCCUGUCCGUGGUGCGCCCCGAUGCCACCGCGGGCGUCGUCAACCUUGCGCCGGCCGGCCCGCUUCGUCAAGACAGCACAGCGAGCCAGGCCAACGGCUUCACGGCGCGGCAGGUCCACGCCGACCCGCGCAACGCGCUGGCGCACCCCAGCGACGCCGCGACGACGAGUCCGACGUCGCUGUACUCGGUGGACUUUUCGCAGGGCGGCGUGGGCGGCAGCGGGCGGCGGAGGAGUGCAGGGCGGUAG